This is a messenger RNA of Eurypyga helias (sunbittern), 862 nucleotides long. RefSeq names its product ubiquitin carboxyl-terminal hydrolase isozyme L3-like. The record is from RefSeq and is a predicted model, not a curated record. Gene Ontology annotation, cellular component: cytoplasm. Gene Ontology annotation, biological process: protein deubiquitination; ubiquitin-dependent protein catabolic process. Gene Ontology annotation, molecular function: cysteine-type deubiquitinase activity. The transcript has 3 exons. Lineage: Eukaryota; Metazoa; Chordata; Aves; Eurypygiformes; Eurypygidae. The annotation marks the transcript as partial.
GCACCAAGUAUAGAUGAAAAAGUAGAUCUUCACUUUAUUGCAUUAGUUAACGUAGGUGGUCAUCUCUAUGAAUUGGAUGGGCGCAAGCCGUUUCCGAUAAACCAUGGGGAAACAACUGACGAUUCUUUUUUAGAGGAUGCAAUAGAAGUUUGCAAGAAAUUCAUGGAACGUGACCCAGAAGAAUUAAGAUUUAAUGCAAUUGCACUGUCUGCAGCUUAAAAGCCUUUUCCAGUGGGGCUAAUCUAUUGCAAUGUAUUGUAACAAUAAAACUGUUGCCAUCUGUUAAUAGUACAAAUUUUGAUACUUCCCUAACGUGCCGAUUAAUUGUAGCAUACGUGGAAUAAACUUUGCAUUUGUCCUUGCUAUAUUUUGCUGCUUGUUCCUAAAGCAACUUUGGGUAUUUAAAUACACGCAUGCAUUUUGUGCAAGACUUCUGUGUGGUGGGUUUUUCCCCUUCCACCCCCCUUAAAAGUUUUGGGAAUUAUUGUCUGUGAUAUUUCAUCAAAAUAAUGAUGAGCUAGUUCAGAGCAGGAUUAUCAUUUGUAUCGUUCACAGGUAACAUUUUGAGUGGAAUAUGUGGUAUGUUAAUGGACAAAAACAUGAAAUAUGAGGCUAUCUCCAUCUUUUAAUUACAAUGAUACAAGGAUAUCUUAAAAACUUUUACAGGUGACUCGAAAGACAAGGCAUUUUUUUCAGUGCAUUAUUUAUAAAUAAAUAUAUGGAAGAAAAAAGGCAGAAAAAGGACUGUUUCUUCUUACUGUUGGAUGAGCACAAACGUUUUAAAAUUAUCUCGACCUUUACAUUUUGAAUAAAACUUAAUUUUGUUUCUCAAGACUAAUAGCAUUAAUAAAUUGUCAAAAAA